CUCUGCAGCUGCUAGCGCCACCGCCGCUAUACUAAAUGAAGACUUUGAAAGCCUCCGCCGUCAGUUACUCCAUCUCAAAUUUCCAAAUCCCAUCAACUAAACCGAUUUCCUUCAUACCUCUGCUCCCCAUUACUAAUUCUAGAGCUCAAUUGAGCUCCCUUUCUCUCAAGACCUGCUGCGUAAGCUUCACCAAAAGGGGUAAACAUUCAGCAGUUGAGACCGCCGCCGAUGAAGAGGUUGAUAGCGCAGCAGAAGAAGAAGAAGAAGAGGAAGAAAAGAGCUCCAAUUCGAUUGCUACUUCAGCCAAUUGGGAGGCGCAAUUUCUCGGGGAGAUAAAAUCCAACGGAAAUUUAUCCCCAAAAAAGAAGGUGAAGCAGCUGAAUUCUAGGUUAAUUCGAGAAAAUGAUGAUAUGGAUUGGUGCGUUAGGGCUAGAAAAGUAGCUCUUAAAUCUAUCGAGGCUAGAGGAUUGACGGCCAAAAUGGAGAGAAUGGUCACCGGCGACAAAAAGAAGAAGAAAAAGAAAAAGAAGAAAAAGCAGCCUAAAAUUGAUAAUGAUGAUGAUGAAGAUGAUGAAUUUUUGAGUGAUGUUGAUGAUGGGGAUGAGGGUGAUGUUCUCAAUUUUGAUUUGGACUCUUUGGAUAAAGCUAGCCAUCUCAGGCAAACAGUGAGCAAGAUUGCAGGUGGGAUGUUCGAGGAAAAGCGUGAGAGAACAAUGGAGACAUUUGUCGAGAGGCUUUCGCAGUUUUCGGGGCCUUCCGAUCGCCGGAAAGAGAUCAACUUGAACAAGUUGAUUGUGGAAGCUCAGACUGCAGAUGAAGUUUUGGAGGCCACAGCUGAGGUGAUCAUGGCUGUGGCCAAAGGGCUCAGCCCUUCGCCCCUUUCACCUCUGAACAUCGCCACGGCCUUGCACCGGAUUGCCAAGAACAUGGAGAAGGUGUCGCUGAUGAGGACCCACAGGCUGGCAUUUGCGCGGAGGAGGGAGAUGAGCAUGCUUGUCGGGAUGGCAAUGGCCGCACUGCCAGAGUGCUCUGGGCAGGGGGUUUCCAACAUUGCGUGGGCGCUGUCCAAGAUUGGCGGGGAGCUUCUUUAUCUGUCUGAAAUGGACAGGGUGGCUGAGGUGGCCGUGGCAAAAGUAGACGAGCUGAAUUCGCAGAAUGUUGCUAAUUUGGCUGGAGCUUUCGCUUCUAUGCAGCAUUCUGCUCCGGAGCUCUUUGCAGAGUUGUGCAAGAGGGCUUCGGUUUUGAUCAAUACUUUCCAGCCUCAAGAAAUUGCCCAAGUUUUGUGGGCUUUUGCUUCACUCAAUGAGGUUGCAGACCCUUUGCUUGACUCUCUUGAUCACGCGUUUGACGGCUGCUCUGUGGUAACUAAUCUUGGUGAUGAGAGAGAAGCAGGUGGAAAUGGUGUCCCUCUAACAGUGGGAUUCACCAGAGAUCAGAUUGGUAAUGUAGCUUGGUCAUAUGCGGUUAUGGGGAGAUUGGAUCGCGUGUUCUUUUCACAUGUGUGGAGAGCUUUGAACCAUUUUGAUGGGCGGAGUAUAAGCGGGCAGCAUAGGGAAGACGUUGUGUUUGCUUCACAGCUUCACCUAGUGAUGCAGUGCCUCAAAGUGGAGUACCCUGAGCUUGAGGAAGCGUUGUCUAGUGAACUGGAGAGGAGAAUCGAGGGCACUGGGAAAACUAAGAAGUUCAAUCAGAAGGUGACUUCCUCGUUUCAGAAGGAGGUGUUGCGUCUCCUUGUUAGCACCGGGCUGGAGUGGAUCAAGGAGUAUAGCGUGGAUGGCUACACAGUGGAUGCAGUCUGUCUUGACAAGAAAGUGGCUCUAGAAAUCGAUGGGCCAACUCAUUUCUCAAGGAAUACCGGAGUGCCGUUGGGGCAUACUAUGCUCAAACGUCAUUACAUUGCUGCAGCCGGGUGGAAGAUCGUCUCCGUGUCUCAUCAAGAUUGGGAAGAACUCCAAGGCGAAUUCGAGCAGCUGGAUUAUCUUACAAGGAUUCUUGGUGAUGCCUUAGGUUAUGAGAGCAGCAAUGCUGUAAUAUCCUAGUGUGGUUUUGUGUGUUCAAUCAAGCAACACAUAAUGAAAAAGUCUGAUUUUUAAUGGAUAA
Molecule: messenger RNA, 2100 nt
Organism: Salvia hispanica
Lineage: Eukaryota; Viridiplantae; Streptophyta; Magnoliopsida; Lamiales; Lamiaceae
Gene: RAP
Product: RAP domain-containing protein
Biological process (GO): chloroplast rRNA processing; mitochondrial RNA processing; regulation of mitochondrial mRNA stability
Cellular component (GO): ribonucleoprotein granule; mitochondrial matrix; chloroplast
Molecular function (GO): RNA binding
Source: RefSeq, a predicted model, not a curated record